AUGACCCGCACCUCUCGCGUGGGACCCACUGUCCUAGCCCGGCACAACCCCGAAUACAAGAAUACUUAUUGAUUUUAUGUAAGAGAAAAUAAGAGCCACCGACAAAAAAGUCUUAGAUGCGGACACGUGUCCGACAAGCGGGGGGCGACCGGAGGCGGGUACGGGGGACGACUCGGCGGACGACUCGGACGAGUGAUGGCCGAGGGGGCACACACAGAGAGGAAGAAGAUAGGGGAAGAAGAGGAAGAGGAUUUUCUAGUAGCUGUAGUUCUUGACGUACAUGCCCUCCUUGGACUCCUCGGACUCGCCCUCGCCGGUGUACUUGCCGAGCUGGGCGAGGGAGUUGGCCCUGGCGCGGAGCAGCAGCGCGUCCUGCGCCGCCUUCACGUUCUCCGGUCGGCCGCCCCAGGUCUUGAGGCAGGUGUUCUGCAGGGCCCUCGCGUAGGAGAAGGAGACGUGCCACGGGUUGGCGCUCUGGUUCAUGGCGUUCAGGUUCAGGGUCGCCUCCACCUCUGACUGCCCGCCGGAGAGGAACUGCGAGAAACACCACGCCGCCGCCGCGGGUGAGUGAAUUAGCGAGAAAGCUACAGUUGCCGGCGCCGGAGGAGAAGAUGAGAGGAGUUUGUGUUUACCAUGAUCCCGGGGACGGCGGGGGGAAUGCGGCGGCGGAGGAGGUUGAGGGUGUACUCGGCGACCUUCUCGGGGGUGGCGCGUUCCUUGCACUCAGCACCGGGGGUGACCAUGCUGGGCUUGAGGAGGAUGCCCUCGAAGAGCACGUUGUUCUGGGCGAGGUAG
This is a messenger RNA of Spirodela intermedia, 795 nucleotides long. The record is from the annotation of a GenBank genome assembly. NCBI's taxonomy places the organism in Eukaryota, Viridiplantae, Streptophyta, Magnoliopsida, Alismatales, Araceae.